AUGGACAGGGUUGCGCGUUGGACGCUUUGCUCUUGCCAGGGCACAUCAGACUUCUUGGGCGGUGAAGCUUUAGACGGUCUGCUUGCGAAGAUUCCAAUGAAGGUGGUGAUAAAUUGUCUGGUUCGUAUGGCACACGCAUCCAGCACGAGUCUUUUUCGUCAGCGUCUGGAGACUGGUAUUGCAUCGCUUGCCAAGUCUGCACAGCGGAUCCAGGCUUUUACCCUACCCCAGACGACACGGGAUGCUGUGGCGAGAAAUAAAAGGAAACUGAAGCUUUUCUCAACAUUCCUAGACGAGGAGGAAGUGGAUCUGAUCUUGUCGAUGCUGAAUGCAGAUUGGGCAGAGCCUGCAGAUGAGGGCCUGGUUCAUGUAUGCACGGCAGAUUGCUGUGCAUCCGAUGCAGACUUCGAACGACGCAUGACUUCUGCUCUGCGGGCAGCCUUUGGGGGUGGCUUCGAGGUUCCGUUGCUGUAUCGUUGGAAAGGAUUCGAACCAGCAGCCGAGUUCGCAGCGCGAGGGGUGGGCAUCCACGGAUUGUUUCUGUCCUUGUGGCGGUUUUGCCGCACAGAUGCGGGAGACAUGACUUUGGAGGAUAUAAUUGACGAAGAUGCUCCUGACAGCAAUCCAGCAUUCAAGCAGCAGGUUGUGGAAAUGAACUUGAAUAUUUUGACAGGCGGAGCAGGAAAGACUGCUAUCGCCGAGUAUUGGCAGUUGCUUCGGUCCCCGGCAACAGCAAACAACUGGUUUGCAGACCUCGGAGUAAGCAAGAACGAUUCCCUCCCACUCUUACUGAUUGGGGUUUGUGAGGCAUGGAGGCGACUAGUGUUACCGUACACUUGCUUACCCUGGCAACUUUUGCUGGUGACCCGGAUGGAUGUAGACGGUGCCCUGGAUUUUGCAGUGUCUUUGCAGCGGCAGCACUGUGGCUGCCCACGUUGCUCCGAUCCCAUGUUCGCGGAGGUUUUGCUGGCCUGGGUCCUUGCUGAUGGAGUUUCUGCGACCGUGCGGCAGAAGCGCAUGCAACGAUUGAAGAUAAUCCUGGAAGACAUUGUCGUUGCCAUUCCGUCAACAUCUGUUCAAGUGGAGAGACAGCAUGCGAAUAUCCAGACAGAUAGUGCUGCGAACAAGAGAAUUCCUCAGCGUGCGGGUGGCGUGCAGGCAAACUCUUAUGUGACCACCGCGUUUCUGGCGCAUAAGAAGGUCCGUAGUUGCCUCGAGAGCGAGAAGUUUGGUGUGGCCAAAGCACGGAUACGCCGUACCAUGAAAUCUCGCUGUGCUGCUGCACCCUUUCUCGGGUUGACGCAGAAACGCAAGGCCAAGAUCACAGAUGAGGGCACGGUCAAGGGCAGAAAUGGAUUGCUCAAGGGGCUUUUGUCCGGGCCCCAUUCGAUUCGUUUGGCUGUGUCAGUUCGUGAAGGAAGAGUUCGCAAGGAUGCGAAAACGAAAACGAGGCACGUGAGCGCCUACAACGUGUUUCAGCAGGAGUGCCGGUCUCGUUGCAACCAUGUCAAAGUUGGCAGCCUAGAGCACCGGCAGCUCACCCAGAUGCUGUCGCAGGAGUGGGCAAACAUUUCGCCACAAAGGAAGCAGGAGUAUCAACUGAAAGCAAACAAAAUCCAGGAGGAGAGAAACCGGCUCAGAACGCAAUCCCUGCAGCAUCAGAAUUCUACGGCCGAAGCCGCGGCGAUCGGCACUGGACUGCGGGAAUCUCAAAUCAAGAGAUUGAAUGGAGCCCGGCUGGAUGGCACGCUGCAACAAGUAUCUGCUCACAACUGCUGGCGGCAGGAAUUGGGCAUUUGGGAUCACAAUGCAGCAAUUCGCGGCUCCCUUGUGACGAUUCCAUCCGACCAGCGAGAUAUGGAUGCUAUGCGUGCCGAGUAUGACAAGCUUUUCGCUUAUGACCCGGAGGUUCUGGGGAAUCCGACAAGCACACCGAGCUUCAUGCGUCCCUGUGCUACCACCCAUGCUGGGACCUGUAUCAAGGAUCAGCACCAUGAAGAGUAUGUGGCUCUGGUGGCCCAGUUCGAUGCGGGACUCGGGAAUUUGGGCGGCAGCCCUCUGCUUGUCCAGUUGAAGGUGGAGGACACUGGGGAGGAACAUUGGCUCGCGAUGGCAGGUGUUCAGAUCUACAGUGAUCUCGUGAUCCGCGAUGAAAGCAUCGAGCUUCCUUCCACCCCGGUGGCGAACUUUCCUAUCGGCUUGGAGCGGGCAGGGCAUGCAGCAGUUGUGCACAGAUCCACUCCUUCUAAGUUACCGUUUGGUAUGUCAUCAUUGGUGGAACCCAAGAAAAGAGUGAGGAAACCGCAGGAGACUGAUGAUGAUCAGCAGUGUGGUUCGUCGGUGAAAAAAAAGAAGCUGCAGUCACAGGCGGAUCCCGAGGAAGCUUGGCCAACGGUGCUCAGCCCAGAAGCACAGGAAGAAUUGGAUCGGGCACUCGCCGCUGACUUAGCUGCUUUGGGAGAGGAUGAGGAGACGCUAGCGGAUGCACCUGUGUCGGAGCCUGCAAGCUCCUCCAAUGCACCGCCAGCACCUGCAUCGGCCGCUGCUUCUUCUUCAGAAGUACCUGCUAGUUCUCAGAGCACAUAUUUUCAGAAAGAGCUUGGCAUUUGCGACCUUGCAAUUGUGAAACGCAAGGGAGUGAAGUGUUUUCACUGUGAUGAUCAUAUUGAGAAAGGCGAGUACCGCUUUGGAGUGGCAUACAGCAGAAGCAAACCCCAUCGUUCGGUUCAUCUGCACUGUCUCGCGCAACUGCGCGAAGAGUAUGUUUCGAAUUCAAUUCGAUUCUUGGAGCAGCAUGUGAUCAAAGGCUCUUUGACAAGAGCAGAGCAAGGCAUUUGUCAAGAUGCUCUCCGUAGUUUGAGAGAUCUUGAACCAGCCGCGUAG
This is a messenger RNA of Symbiodinium sp. CCMP2592, 2883 nucleotides long. The record is from the annotation of a GenBank genome assembly. Lineage: Eukaryota; Dinophyceae; Suessiales; Symbiodiniaceae.